CUGCCUUCUGAGUAUCUGAUCAGGCCACUUAACAUAAAACCCUAUCCCACAUGACUUGAGUCAUGGAGUUGUCUUUGUCCAGGCAGUUGUCUUAGGAGAAGAGAGGAAAGAGCUUUCAAAUUCUCUUCAACUCAAGAACUCAAUAGAAUAAUGGAAAACCAUAUUAGGCUAGAAAAUGUGGAUGAAGAUGGAUACACUCAAUUAGACUUCAGGCUUCGAGGCAUCACCAGGAGACCUGUGAGCUCAGAAAAAGGAAUGUGUGCUGCAUCUCCUUGCUGGCGUCCCCUUGCUGUGACUUUGGGAGUCCUCUGCUUGGUAAUACUGGUGAUAGCUGUGGUCCUGGGUACCAUGCCUAUUUGGAGAUCCAAUUCAGGGAGCAACCCAUUGAAGAAUGACAACUUUCCACCAAGAAAUAAAGAGAACCACAGUCAACCCACACAAGCACCUUUAGAAGAGAGUGUGGCUCCUACCAAGGCUCUCACAACUGCAGGAGUAUUUUUCAGCUCUUGUCCGCCGAACUGGAUUAUGCAUGAGCACAGUUGUUAUCUAUUUAGUAAAUCAUUAGUUGUCUGGAAUAGAAGUAAAAUACAAUGCUCUCAACUGGGUGCUACUCUCCUGAAGAUAGACAACUUGGAAGAAUUGGAUUUUAUGGUAAAGCAAGUGUCUACUCUGCCUGAUUAUUCCUUUUGGAUAGGACUUUCUCGCCAGCCUGAAGGACCAUGGCUGUGGGAGGAUGGCUCAAUGUUCUUUUCUAACUUGUUUGAAAUCAGAAGCACAAUUACCUCAGAAAACUCACCUCACAACUGUGCAUGGAUUCACCUCUCAAUAAUUUAUGACCAACCUUGUAAUGUACCCUCAAACAGUAUUUGUGAGAUAAAGUUGUCAGUAUAAUGAUGAGGGCGAGGAAGAGCAGAGAAAAUCAUUAAGAUAGAAAAUAGGGCAGAAAAUAUAACAGAAAAGAGACAUUUUUGAGGUCAAAACAAAUACAGAAAAUAUCAAGAAAGCUGAACCAACUUUAUUCUUGGUUGAAAAACAGGAUAAAGAAGCUGUAAUUUCUGCCCUUAUCAACUCUAUUGGUAGGCCAUUAUUUUGUCCUUGUUAACGGAGUCCUAGAACUAGAGUCAGGACAGCUGAACUUGAAUUUUCAUUUUACCUUUGACUAGGUGCUUAUCUGGAAUUAGCCACAGACCCUUGGUUUUUCAAGGAGAUCUUAAUUUCUGGCUCUACUAGAGUUACUUCUUGUUCUUGAAAAGUGCCACUGGAGUCCACAUAAUGUGUUGCCAUGAUUCAUUCGUCUACUUGUAGCAGUGUAUCAGACACAACUGGAAGGCAAAAUGUAUUUCUGAGUAUUUCUAAAUAAAGAAAUAAAUUUUUAGAUAUCUUCAUUUCAAUCAGAGCUAUCUAAUUUUAUUCAUCAAUAUAAUCAUUAUUAUGAUCAAACCAUCAUGAAAGAGCAGCAACCCCAUCUCUUUUUUUUUUUCUCAAUAGCCAAGAGAAUAUGUCUGCUCCAUCUCUGACUGACAGGGUCUCGUACAAUGUGAAAUUGCAGGAAAAUCGCUCUUCUAAGAAAGCCCUCUCCUUUUAUAAUUGGAAUAAUUUAAAAAAAUUGUUAAUGAAUAUAAAAAAGUAACCAAUCCUAUUGGCAGAGGUAUUAACACUUUGGAAGUCAAAACAAGUUUUCUUCUUUGUUAUGAUUACUCAUUGGCAGUUUUCAGCAAUUCCUCAGUAAUUUCCGUAAAAAAAGUGUUAUUGGAACACAACUAUGUUUUCUCAUAUGAUGAUUUGUCUCUUUCUUAUUUUCUUUUAAACUUUCCCAUUGGUGCUAUUUUUAUUUCCAGAGGGGAUUUCCAUAUUGUUGGAGAAACAUUUAUGGCUUUCUCAUGUUUAUUAAUACGUGAAUAGAAAUUG
Molecule: messenger RNA, 1908 nt
Organism: Manis pentadactyla (Chinese pangolin)
Lineage: Eukaryota; Metazoa; Chordata; Mammalia; Pholidota; Manidae
Gene: CLEC7A
Product: C-type lectin domain containing 7A
Exons: 6
Coding region: 151-891 (246 amino acids)
Biological process (GO): positive regulation of cytokine production involved in inflammatory response; cellular response to molecule of fungal origin; positive regulation of cell migration
Cellular component (GO): cell surface
Molecular function (GO): pattern recognition receptor activity; (1->3)-beta-D-glucan binding
Source: RefSeq, a predicted model, not a curated record